Messenger RNA from Talpa occidentalis (Iberian mole), 2601 nucleotides. It is a transcript of the gene KCNK16, whose product is annotated as potassium two pore domain channel subfamily K member 16. Gene Ontology annotation, cellular component: membrane. The record is from RefSeq and is a predicted model, not a curated record. Bases 198 to 1082 code for a protein of 294 amino acids. The transcript is spliced from 5 exons. NCBI's taxonomy places the organism in Eukaryota, Metazoa, Chordata, Mammalia, Eulipotyphla, Talpidae. Gene Ontology annotation, molecular function: potassium ion leak channel activity. Gene Ontology annotation, biological process: stabilization of membrane potential; potassium ion transmembrane transport.
UUGCACUAGAGACACUUAGUGCAACCAAGCUGAGCCGCACUGUUCAAACAGACUCCCCAGCCUCUAGACACCUGUGCUGAGGAGGGCGAGGCAGCCAGGAGGCUGGGCGCAGGUCCCUGAGCACGGAAUCCUCGCCUGCCUCCCAUCUCUCCUCCUCUGACCAGCCCCAGCACCCUGGGCAGAGUCCCGGCCACGCCAUGCCCCGAGCUGGGCUCUGUAGCUGCUGGGGUGGCCGUGUGCUGCCCCUGCUGCUGGCCUAUGUCUGCUACCUGCUGCUGGGCGCCAGCAUCUUCCAGCUCCUGGAGAAGCAGGCAGAGGCACAGUCCAGGGACCAGUUCCAGCUGGAGAAACUUCGCUUCCUGGAGAACUACACCUGCCUGGACCAGUGGGCCCUGGAGCAGUUUGUGCAGGUCAUCCUGGAAGCCUGGGUGAAGGGCGUGAACCCCAAAGGCAAUUCCACCAACCCCAGCAACUGGGACUUCGGCAGCAGUUUCUUCUUCGCAGGCACGGUCGUCACCACCAUAGGAUACGGGAAUCUGGCACCCAGCACGGAGGCAGGCCAAGUCUUCUGUGUCUUCUAUGCCCUGGUGGGCAUCCCACUCAACGUGGUCUUCCUCAACCACCUGGGCACAGGGCUACGUGCCCACCUGGUCACCCUUGAGAGAUGGGAGGACCAGCCCAGGCGCUCCCAGCUACUGCAGAUCCUGGGCCUGGCUCUGUUCAUGGCCCUGGGGACGCUGGUGGUUCUCAUCUUCCCACCUAUGGUCUUCAGCCAUGUGGAGGGCUGGAGCAUCAGCGAGGGCUUCUACUUUGCCUUCAUCACUCUCAGCACCAUUGGCUUCGGGGACUACGUUGUCGGCACAGACCCCAGCAAGCAUUAUCUCUCAGUGUACCGGAGCUUGGCGGCCAUCUGGAUCCUCCUGGGCCUGGCGUGGCUCGCGCUGGUGCUCCCACUCGGCCCCCUGCUUCUGCGCAGGUGCUCCCAACUCUGGCUGCUCAGCAGGAGUCUUGGCCUCAAGGAAAGAGGAGUCUCUGAGACCCAUGGACUCCCCAGACCUUCAAAGAUUCCCAUCUCUGCAUGAGGUUCCCCCGGGAGCCCUUCUGAGCUUCCCCAGCCACCCCAUAUGCCCUCCGGAUUUCCUGCCCCACCUCCUCCUCUGCCGGUCCACUCACUUCCCAGCCAGGGCUGGUCUCAGGAGUUCCCUGAAGAGAGAAAGCAGAUAAGAGUGUCCAACAAGGUAACAGAAAGGAGAUACAGAGAGAGGGUGAAGACAGAUGUGUGUGAAGCCACACGUAUGCCACUGUCCCAGAGCCCUGUGCUUUUCCCCCUCAAAAGACUCAACCUGGAAAAGUGGAAUCCAGACAUGGAUCACUGUGGCCCAUUACCCAUUGUCCUCCCUGGCCCCCUCCCAGGAGACCUUAUACAUGACAGCAAACAAAGGGUGACUUUGUUUUUGCCUCAUUUGCUACCUGCACAAUGUGCAUUCAUCAGGAACAAUGGGCUCCCCCAUUGUGUGUCUCAGGCACUGUACCGGGCUCUGGAAAUGCAGCACCGACUGUUCCUACCCUCCAUGUGCAUUUCGUCGAGUGGAGGGACUGAAUAAGCAGAGAGGUAACUCCAACCUAGUGCCCAGGACAUGGUGAGAACCCACAGGAGUGUCACUCGGGGAGGGUCGGGGAGAAGAAAGGGCUGGUAGGAACUUUGAAGCCCUCUUAGUGCAAAUAGGAUGUCACGAAGCUACCCUGUGGGGAAGCAAGUUGCCACUUCCCCUGGCCCCAUGGUUUAGAGCUGACCAUGAACAAGGCUUAGGAGUUCAUGGGUAUCCAUCGACUCUCCUGGGCAUGGCCUCCCCUGGUCUCACACAGGUCAUCCCUUCACCUCAUCACCCCUUCUGAGUUCCUGUCUUCUCAGUAGUCUUUCCAAACACCUCCCAGGAAAAUGGAGAGUCAGCAGCUCCCAGGAGACUUCUAGGAAAUCAGCGCCAAGGAGGCUGGGCCCCCCCUUGGAAUGCACUCUGCGGCUCUGGCCCUUCUGCCAGACUGACCACUCUAGCCAGGAGGAGAAGAGAGAUUUAGACCAGUCCAUCCCAAGACCAGUCCAUCCCAAGACCAGCCUCACCAAGGACUGCAAACCUCAGCGCCUACCUCUCCCAGCAAGGCAGGCCCAUAGUGGCCAGGGACCUCUGGAUAGGGCAGGGGCAAGAAGGUGAAGCAGAGGCGAUCCCAGUGCAAGAUCAGGGAAGCCUCUGCAGCAGCCAGGAGAGCAGGGUGACACCCUAGGACUUCCUGAUGUGGAGGAGAGGCGUGGGACACUGAGGACCCCCAUGGACGCCUGCCAUGCCCUGGGCCCUUCCUCCAUUCUGGAUGGGGGAGGAAGUUAGGGGGCCUCUUCAGAAGCAGGGAAUGAACAAGUCCAUUGUCGAGGAUCCUCUGCUUCCCAAGCCCAUGGACAAGUAGUGAUCAGCUGGGGUCCCUCCUUCUUGGAUACACAAAGAUGGUGUGGGGAAAACUCAGGGAGGACUUGACUGGCAGCAAGUCCUUGGCGAUAAUCCCAGAGUUGGAGGACUUGGGCGGGGGUCCUAAGACAAUAAACUUGGCUUC